AUGCUGUACUACGACCCCGAGGGGGGCGACGCCGGCCUCACCGUCGGCAGCCCGGGCACGCCCUCCUACACCGCGCCCGAGGUGUGGGGGCAGGGCAAGUACGAGCCGCGCGGUGCGGACGUGUGGGCGCUCGGCGUCACGCUGCACGCGAUGGCGUUCGGCACGCUGCCUUUCUUCUCGGUCGACCAGCAGCAGCUCAUCGAGAUGGUGACGUCGCCCGCCGAAUGGGAAUUGCUCGACCUGCUGCACGGCGUGCUCCGCUACCCGUCCGAGGAGUGA
Messenger RNA from Emiliania huxleyi CCMP1516, 279 nucleotides. RefSeq lists its product as hypothetical. The record is from RefSeq and is a predicted model, not a curated record. NCBI's taxonomy places the organism in Eukaryota, Haptophyta, Isochrysidales, Noelaerhabdaceae. Gene Ontology annotation, cellular component: cytoplasm. Gene Ontology annotation, biological process: protein phosphorylation; intracellular signal transduction. The transcript is spliced from 3 exons. Gene Ontology annotation, molecular function: protein serine/threonine kinase activity; ATP binding. Bases 1 to 279 code for a protein of 92 amino acids.